Messenger RNA from Drosophila mauritiana, 3072 nucleotides. RefSeq names its product cholecystokinin receptor type A (gene CCKLR-17D1). Gene Ontology annotation, cellular component: membrane. The record is from RefSeq and is a predicted model, not a curated record. Gene Ontology annotation, biological process: neuropeptide signaling pathway. Lineage: Eukaryota; Metazoa; Arthropoda; Insecta; Diptera; Drosophilidae. Gene Ontology annotation, molecular function: neuropeptide receptor activity; gastrin receptor activity. The transcript has 5 exons. The coding region runs from base 336 to 1931 and encodes 531 amino acids.
CAUACGGCUGUGCCGACACUCAAUCCCGACCUAAGCCCAAUUUUUGUUGCGUGAAGUUGACGAAGUGUGUCCGCAGUGCAAGUGCUAGUCCCCGAUUGCGAGUGCUGUUCCGGGAUCACAAACGAGCAUCCUUCUUCGGCCUCACGAUUGACGCCUUCUACCGCUUCCUGCGCCAGGCGCUGCCGCUGGCCAGGGAGGCCGCGAUCCACCUGAAUGGCAGCAACGAGAUCUCCGCAGUCGGCGCCGGGGUCACCAUCACUGGGACACCCGGCGAUCUCCUCAACUACAGCGGGCUGGAAUUGGAUCUCGGAUUGGAUCUGGAUCUGAAUCUGGACAUGGACCUAGCCACCACUCCCAGCAGCAGCACCUUGGCGACGGCCGUAAGCGGCAGGACACCGGGAAACAGGAGCGUGGUGCGGGUCAGUGCCGAUGUGCCCAUCUGGGUGGUGCCCUGCUAUUCGGCCAUCCUGCUGUGCGCCGUGGUAGGGAACCUGCUGGUGGUGCUAACGCUCGUCCAGAAUCGUCGCAUGCGCACCAUCACCAACGUUUUCCUGCUCAACCUGGCCAUCUCGGACAUCCUGCUCGGCGUAUUCUGCAUGCCGGUGACCCUGGUCGGCACUCUGCUGAGGCACUUCAUCUUCGGUGAGCUGCUCUGCAAGCUCAUCCAGUUUGCUCAGGCCGCCUCCGUGGCCGUUUCCUCCUGGACACUGGUGGCCAUCUCCUGCGAGCGCUACUACGCCAUCUGCCAUCCGCUGAGGUCGCGCACCUGGCAGACGAUCAACCACGCCAACAAGAUCAUCGCCAUCAUCUGGCUGGGCAGUCUGGUGUGCAUGACGCCCAUCGCCGCCUUUAGCCAGCUGAUGCCGACCAGUCGACCAGGACUUCGCAAGUGCCGCGAGCAGUGGCCGGCGGACAGCCUCAACUACGAGCGGGCCUACAACCUGUUUCUGGACCUGGCCCUGCUGGUCCUCCCGCUGCUGGCUCUGAGCUUCACCUAUCUGUUCAUCACCCGCACCCUGUACGUGAGCAUGCGCAACGAGCGAGCCAUGAACUUUGGCAGCAGUGGGCCGGAGGUCACCUCCUCCUCCGCCGCUGUCGCAGGAGCGGGCAGCCAGCGACGCGCCAACGGAAGCCACUGUCAGUCCCUCGACACGAUUGUGCCACACCAGCACAAUCCCCACCAGCAGCACCACCACCAUUCCCAGUACUACUAUGAUUACGGCCACUGUGGCAGCAAGCGGCGAUUGAUCGGCGGAGGAGGACCCUGCGAAGGAAGGAGGCAUCUGUACUGCAUGCGGAGCGCAUCCGUGAAGUCCCUGCGCCAUCAGCAGAUCAACGGAGGAGGAGGAACCCUAAGCGGAACGGGAGCUGGAAAUGGCGAGUGCUGCGGCCGGGUGCACAGGAUGCGCCACCAGAUGCAGCUGCAGCAGCAGGGCUACGUGAGCGAUAAUGAAUCCCGACGCAAGUCCUUGUCGCAGCCCAGUCUGCGGAUCACGGAGGCGGGACUGCGGAGAUCCAACGAAACCAAGAGUCUGGAGAGCAAGAAGCGUGUGGUCAAGAUGCUGUUCGUCCUGGUCCUGGAGUUCUUCAUCUGCUGGACGCCGCUGUACGUGAUCAACACGAUGACCAUGCUGCUGGGGCCGACGGUGUACGAGUACGUGGGCUACACCUCCAUCAGUUUCCUCCAGCUGCUGGCCUACUCCUCCAGCUGCUGCAACCCGAUCACCUACUGCUUCAUGAACGCCAGCUUCCGGCGGGCCUUCGUGGACACCUUCAAGGGGAUGCGGGUGUGCGAGCGCCUGUGCGCUCCCUGCUGCUUCUGGCGGCGACGCUCCAAGAACGAGACGAACCUGUCGGUGGCCGGCAACUCGAUUGCGCUGGCCAACUCGGUCAUGUCCAGCCACACGAUCCUGGAGAGUCCGCGACUCUGAGCCAGCCGCCGCCGACGGCAGAUGGCCGAGUCGGAGUCUCUUUAGGUUACCAUUGGGUACGGGUCGGAAGCGCCAAUAUGUGAUGAUGCAAUGUAACUGCAAUAGAAACUGUGGUUGUCAACGACAUUCCGCCGCGUUCUGAAUGUGUGUGGAAGUGGCCAGAUGGAUAGGUGGGUGGAUGGAGGCGGUGCCGUGGCAAUUGCCCCUCCAAAUUGCUCUUCAUCUUACCGAUAAGUAUUUUAAUAUAUGCGUAUGUGUGUAUGCUUAGAGUUGCGCUAAAGCGCUUUAUUCCGUGUGAGUUAUUCGACUUUGACCUCGCGUUCCAUGUGUUUACACCUUAAGGUGGGUGCAACCAGUCAUGCCAAUCUAAAUUGAGAUCGCCACACGCUAUGGGGAAUGGAAAAUGCUCAUCUGGAUUAAGAUUUUUAAACAAACAAUAGGCUAAGAAAUCAGCACAAUGGUUUCAUGACAUGGUCGCAGUAUUCAAGCCAACAAAAUGACUUCCAAGUGAAAGAGCUCCAUAAAGUGUUUUAAUUUAUGGAAAAUGUUAAAUGUUUUGCAAGGAUUUGUUGGUUCGAAACUGGAGUUACGUCAAAAGUUGGUAAAUACUCAUUCGUCCCACAUGUCGUAUGAGUGAUAUUUAAGCUAUCCGACCAUUGUGCUGCACUUUAUAAAUUUAUUUCCACACUUUUACCUUCCAGAGAUCAAUCCCAAAAGCAAAAAGGUAUUCUGAUCACGGUGCAGUGAAAGGUUUCAAUGAAUCAAGAAGCAUUUGACAGCAGGCUGAUUUUACAGGGUACACAAGGAAGUCCACUCUCAAAAGGAUUCCUAUCAUUCAAAAAUGGUUGUCAGACGGAGCUUAUGGAGCGGCAGACACUCCGACGUCCAAAACUAAAAUAAGAAGCCCGAUCGGGUGCCAAAAUCCAAUUUUAAGUAGAUGAAAGUAGCUGGAAAUGCCAAUCGGAUGGAUAUAUUUGGGCGGGACUAGCAUUGUGGACUUUAGGCACACUAAAUACAUAAAUGGCAUAUAGUAUACAAACAAGCGUUUCAUUUUAGCUCUCACCCACUUCAACGAAAACUGGCAAUUGCAAUUAUUAAUCUGAUAUUUGUAUAUGUUUAGAUCUCGGUGUUUUUAUGUAAA